AAACUUGUAUUCAAUACUGCCUUCUAUUCUUUUUAAAAAAAAAUAAAUUCAUUUGUUAAUGUAAAGUGUCGAAUGGAAGUUGACAUAUUGAUAUAAAGUUAAACAAAAUUAACAGAAACUUCUCUUUGGUCACACGACAACCUUUUUCCUACCACCGCUCACUUCAUGACCGAGCCGCGAAACGUGCGACUUCCGUUACCGAAACUUUCCUCCAAUUAAUAAGUGGACGUAAUGGACGGCGGCGUUGGACUGUGAAAAUUUUCGAAUAAACCGCAAAUGAUGACAAUGUUAUCUCCAAAAGCGGCACUCGGUAUCGCCGCAGGCGUCUGCGGAACAUUAAUAUUGGGUUAUUGCAUAUAUUUUGACCACAAGAGGCAUCAAGAUCCCAAUUUCAAACAGAAAUUACGUGAAAGACGUAGAGCUCAAAAGGAAGCUUCAGCAGGUGGACGUAGGACAAAGACAGAUUUUCCAAAUAUGAAAGAUCACGAAGCCGUACAAAGAUUCUUCCUCCAAGAAGUACAAUUAGGUGAAGAGCUCUUGGCAGCUGGAGAUUUGGAAAAUGGAGUUGAUCAUUUGGGUAAUGCUGUAGCAGUUUGCGGACAGCCCAACGAUUUGCUCCAGGUGCUCCAACAAACAUUGCAACCACAAGUGUUCCAUCUCCUUGUCCAACGACUGCCAAAUGUUGGCCCGCGUGGGGGUGGGCCAGAUAAGCAGAUGCAAGAGGACGAUGUCGAAUAGUCUCAUUGUGCGCCUUUACUAGUCACUUUGUUAGGUCGUUUCCAUAACUGUACAUUUCAUCCCGUUUCAAAUGUAUAAAGUAUGAUCAAACAAAAGAAACCUUGUCUUUGUUUUUACUGAGUUUCGGACGAUGGUUUAUUUUUGAUCUUUAUUUGCCAAUUAAACCAUUCUAGUACUGUUAUGGUUGUUAAAACAGUCGCCAUUUUUUUAAUGGGUUCGCAAAAUAUGUUGGAAAAACAUUGUGUAGUUAUAACUUUUGUAUAACAAUUUGUCUAACUUUUUUUUAACUUUUAUUAAAAUCGUUAAUCAUAAUUCUUUCAUACUUUCUGCCUUCUUUAUAUUAUAAUAUUAAGAAUACGCAUAAUACCUGAUUAUCAUGUGAACGCAAAGUACAUUUAUGGCCUGAUUGUAAUGUUACAAGUGCCCAUUAUAACCUUUGAAGGGAGUUCGAGUGCUGUUAAUAAAUUACUUUUCAAAACUU
This is a messenger RNA of Onthophagus taurus, 1219 nucleotides long. RefSeq names its product mitochondrial import receptor subunit TOM20 homolog. Gene Ontology annotation, biological process: tRNA import into mitochondrion; protein targeting; protein import into mitochondrial matrix. Gene Ontology annotation, cellular component: mitochondrial outer membrane translocase complex. NCBI's taxonomy places the organism in Eukaryota, Metazoa, Arthropoda, Insecta, Coleoptera, Scarabaeidae. The record is from RefSeq and is a predicted model, not a curated record. Gene Ontology annotation, molecular function: transmembrane protein transporter activity.